GUUCUCUGUUUACGUUUCGAAAAUUACGUAUUUAUAAACUUUAUUGUGCAUUGUUUUGGUGACAAUUCCCUCAUCAUCCUCAAGUGGUAUACCUUUACAAUUUGUUUUGACAAUACUGACUUUGAUUACAGUUUGUUUUCCGUUCUAUUGUUUCAAUUUUAGUGCUAGUUAGUGUAACCUUGUGGGCUGUUGAUUGACGUGAGUUUUUCGAUGGGAGUUAUUUUGGCGCUUAUGAUGUAAGCGGGCUGGAAGGCUCGGGUUUGAAUCCCGUGUUACACAGAUGGGACUAGAGAAUUGAGGACAACAUGCACACGUCGAUGAUGAUGGCUGUGAACUCUCCCCCACUACCGCACCGGGAUAUCUCAGCGGCACCGGGAGCUUACCGCCCGUUUAACGAAGAGUACGCCCCCGUACCGCACCGCGCUGACAGACCAGUUCCGAAAGAAUCCGAAACUGAACGUAAGAAAGAAAAGAAGUGGUCUAUCGGGAAACUAUUCAGAAGAAAAAAGAAAGAAGAUGACAGCGGUUCAUCCUCUGAAACCGAUGAUGGCAACACUCGUUCGCCAUCAAAGAAAAAAGUCAAGAAGAAGAAGAAAGCUCCCGCAGUUAAUAAUUUCGACCACAUUGUGGUACGCGAAUAUAGGGAUACGCGAAGGGCACAAAGUUUAGCCAAGCCAAAUAUUAGAGAAAUUACAGACGAUGGUGUCCUGUCAGAUCCAUCAGCCGGUUUCAUCAAUUAUAGAGCCAAGGUGCAUGAAAUGCAUGGAGCAUCAAAAGAAUCCCUCAGUUUAAGAGAUGAUAACUCUAGCAGAUUAGCUAAAGGUGGUUUAGAAACACCAUCAAGGAAAAAACGGAAGGGACGAUUGAAAGCUCGUGUCGAAGCAUUAAGAAACAGUAUGAAGGGAGAAUCGAGUAGCGAUGAAGAGUCGUUAAAGUCCUCGAACUCUUCGUCAAUGGUACGUUUUCGAAGUGAUGACUCGUUAAUGAGAUCACGUGAUGGUUCCUUAAGUAAAAGGUCAAGAAGUGCACGAACUGAAAGAUACAUCAAGAGAUUGUCUCGGGAUGAAGAAAACCAGCUAAAUAAGGAAGCUGAACUUUUACAGCAGGGCUACACAAAAGCCGAAGUAGAAAUGCUUACGAGGACCCCGACAAGUCAAAGUAGUGGCUACGGAACGUGCAAACGAGAGCAACCAAAUAUAAUUCAACAAGAGCAACUUUACACUAAUGAUUUAAACCGCCGCCCCAUGAAGUCUGAAUCAAUAUCAUCAUUCCCAUCAACCCAAAGUUACCCAUCAUCUAUUAAUUUUAAUGCAAAAGUUAACAAUGAGCACAUUAACUACUCCAUACAAUACCAAAACAGCAACGCUAAUAAAGAACCACUGUACGCUAAUAAUAACAGAGAAAGAAGUUUACCGUAUCAGUACGAGAACCCUGCGAGCGUAAUGUGCAUCAAAUUUCCCCUCGGAAAUGUUACUAACAUAAAAAGAGAAGAAAAAGCACCACCAGUACCACCUCCACGUGACAUGCACAGAAAGGUCGCCACCCCUAUUUCGAUGUACUACGAAAAUAACCCCGUAGUGGCCGACAGAAUGGGAAAUAGUCAAAAUUUCGUACAUGGUGUACCUAAUAACGAUUUCGAAAGAGUUAUGAGACGUAGCCAAGAAAGAUCCGUUAGUCACGGAGUAAAUGGUUUACGACGACCCAUAUCGAACUCCGAGGACCAUAUCGCAAUGCAAAACAACGAAUACUUACAAAACUUCCAAUAUAGAAACGAACAACCUCGGCGACCGGCCUCAGUGUCUGCUGAACCCAAUCAUUAUGUGCUUUAUGCCAAUACACCACCGUGGAGAAAGAAAUACGAACAGACAACUACAGUUAAGCCGGAACCUGUUCAAUUGAGACAGGAUCUUUUGUACUUUGCUGAUCAAAGCCCUAGGUCCCGAAGACCUAUAAGCAUUAAAACUAGUCAAAAUGGUUACGAUAACCAAUACCUAAGUGACUCACAAGCGUCUCUAAAUAUAACUGAUAAUGUGUACCGAAGACCAAGGAAUGCAUCCGAAUUUUGGAAAAGAUUAGAUGAUGCUGAAAAGCAAAAACGUAAACAAAAUAUAUUUUCAAAUAGCCGAAGCAAUAGCGACUAUUCCAGUUCAACACAAAUACAUAGGACUCCGACUUACUUGGAACAUAACAAACCAAAAGAAAAUGGCAUAACUAACAAUGACCUUCAAAAUAAAAACAAAACUAAUUUUGCUUCUAAGUCACUGGAUACCACGGAUGGAUCAAAAAUGUGGAAAGCUACAACAGAAUACAAGAGAUCGGUCACAGUUAAUCCAGCACCAAAAGUGACAUCACCGAUAUCUAAGACUCACACACGGCAUAAAUCUGAUACUUUUGUGCCAAGCACUUGUCAAAUGCCAUCUGACGAUGAAAAGAAUUCAGAAAGGCGGAAAUCUACUAACCUCGACGACGCUCUCAAUGAACUGGAAGCUAUUUACAAUAGCUUAGGGUUGGGUGACGAGGAUCUAUUAGACAGAGCCGAGCGCCGUGAACUAAUGACUCCUAAAUUCAACGAACAUUAUAAUGACUGGAACGGCAACGACGACGAUAUACAAUUAAGAAGCCAACCCACUACACCUUUGAGACGUAUUUCAAGGAGAUCGACAUUGCCAGACAAAUUGCAAGACGAUAUGGCAUUCCGAAGAAUGAACUCUUUGUCAAAAGAAAAGCCGGACUACAAAGAAGCACAAGCACAAAUAAGCUAUAUGUUAGCUUCCCCUGUAUACGUUCCAUACGCAUCAGAUGAUGAUGUUCAUUCUUCGCGAAAUGAGCCCGAUAUAAUUCAUGACGAUGUUGUGUACAGGAAUAUAAAACAAACAAAUAAUCGUCUCAAAACAAUUGAUCCUCAACCUCCGUUUGGAAUACCUGUCGGACCAGUUUCUCCUGCUCCCCAGAGUGACUACUUACACGCAACGCCAGAAAAUAAAGCACGUUCACGGUUUGUGAGUAGAAGAUCACCUGAUCUUGUAUCAGAUGAUCUAGCUUACAGAAGUCUAAGGAAAGAUAAUAGGCAUUCGUCACUGUUCAACGGAGAUGAAUACAACGGUCACAUUAAUAAUAAUUACAGUUACUCUGAAUUUCCUUUUACUAAAGACACUCCAUCCAAUAUAAAAAAGAAGAGAGCAGUAAGAUCAUUGUCAGCAAACAUAUUUACAAUGAUUCAGAAAGAGAUUGACGAUGCACUAAACAUGAGCAAAAUGGCGACCUUGCAAAAGACACACAGUAACAGUGAUGUCAUGAAACGCCUCCGUGAAACGUUUGAGAAAAAUGACAACGAUCAGGAACACUAUCCGCGUAACAAGGUAAAACAAAGACACAAUACUAUCAGUCUAUUUGUCAAUAACACCCACACGCCUGCCCACCAUUUUGCAAAAGACGAUUCAUUCAUUCACAAUGACGAUAAAUAUCUCGCUAAACCUCCAUCAUGUGAUAAGUCCAAAAGUUCAUCACCAUCAAACAGGUCACCACAAGCUUCUAAACGUUCUUCGAGAGAUGAAUUUCAACAGGUUCUUAGCAUGCUUGCUCAAGAAGCUAUGGAUACCAGCAAUAAACUAGGAGUAGCAUUAGCUGAAUUAGAUAAGAACAGAAACAACACAGACAAAAAAUCAGACAUUCAAAGCAGAAUAUCCGAUAGCAGACUAAAUUUUUUGAAUGGAUUGACUAGUAAACCUGUGGACAAUCUAAUGCCAAAAGUUAAACACGUGAAUGUUCACUCAGAAGUAAUAACUGAACCUGUAAAUAAACUAUCCAACAUUGUAAACGAGAGAGGAAAAGGCACUGAAGACAGUUUAUUAGCUAUAUCGGAUCAGUUAUCAAAAGUUGAAGAUCAACUGAAACACAGUUUCGAAAAAGAACUAAAUUUCAACGAUGAAAGCGUAAGGCUUUCUAGUUACAUAGCAAACGCUGAAGAUGAACUUAAGGCUAAGGAAACCACUGUAGCUUCUAUAGACAAUAAGGUAAUACCUAAUCUUGUAGCACUUAAUGCGCAAAACGCUGUUAAAACCGAAAAUAUAAAUAUAAACAGAGACGAACAUAACGAUGAACCUCAACUAGUGUUACCAAAGUAUAACUCUCUCAAUCCUUUCUUGAACUCAGAUGACAAAAUAAAAGAAAUCCACGAAAUCAACGCAUUCAAAGAACUGAAAGAUGGCAUUUCCGAACUAAUAGCUGGAAUAUCUCAAGUCAAUGAAAAAUUAUUUGUUCCUAAAGCCCCAAACCCUGAGACUGGAUGUGUAAGUCCAGGAAAAAUGACAGGUAUCACUGAAGCCACAGAAAAACUAAACCAAGUGACACAAAACGCCAGUACACAAGAAAUACCUUGUAGGGCUUCCGUAAAUCUAUCUAUCUACGAAGACGAUUUAGAAAUUAAGAAAGACGCAGCUGAUUCAACAGAAUAUAAUUCAUCAGAAGAGUUAGCGACGAUAUUUAAACUAGACGGUACUCGACUUCCUACUACGGCCGUUACAGACAACAAAAUCGAACCCGCGAACGUAGUUCGUAGCGACCUGAGUUCGCCAAAGCUUGUCCAAUCAAUGAAUCAGCAACUGAGACGAUUCUCAGUCGACCACACAGAUGAAUGUACUCCUAGUCAAAGCUCACUGCCAACUAAUGUAGUCCCGUGGAGGGCUAAACGGCAAAAUCAUAACUCACAAAAAGAAAGCAGAGACGAUAACACGCAGUUGAAGCGCGAAUGGCACGACACUGGCACGUUGAUGUUAGCUUGUUCGUACACCCUGAUGUUCUCUCGGCAUCUGGCCGACCUGGACUGGCUGACGUUGCUUGGAUUGCUUCUAGCAAUGGUCACCAUCAUCGCUAUGCUGAUUAUUUAACCUUAGAUGUUGUUUUAGUGCUUUUGAUUCACUUCGCCGCCGGUUUUGCUGAUGUACAAUAUUAUGGCGGAGAGGGUAUCAUUAACAAUAUUAUCAUCGUGGCAAAUGAUACUAUUACCUCUCUAUCAUCUCUCAAAGUUGACAAGAACGAAAUUUAAUUAAAUAUUACCACUGAGGUUCUGAUGGAACACGAUGAAAGAUAAGUUAUUAUAUCUGUGCUCAAACUAAAAGUAAUUGUGGUCGGCGACUAAGUGAAACAAAGAAAUACUUUGAGUAGUAUUUAAUUAGUUUGAUAAGUAUUCAUUUUCUGCACACAUAACAUAUAUAACAAAUCAUUGGAUUAAUAAAGUUAGGAACAAUUUAACCAGUCACCACUUCAACGUAAUUGACAUUAUAAAUUGGUUUAUUCAUAAAAAAAAUAUAUUGAACACUUCCUGUAUGAAUUAUUAGGUGGUCUUCGAAAAGGAAAUUUUAAGGCGAAUAGAAGCUCUAAUUUUAGUUCUGAUUAUCAUUUUUAACAAUUGUUUUAUUUGAACAUAAAGGGCGUCACCUGCGUGAAGCGGAAACUGUGGUUUUUCUUGUAAUAGAUAAACUAGGAUUUUCGACAAAUCAAGUCGACUUCAGGUUAACACUUACAAACGCGCGACAAUUGUUUUUAAGAGUUUUCAUUUACUUCGGUAGGUUAAGAUUUUAUUUAUCAUACAAUCUCUUCGCGUAUUAGUAUUUUUUACUUGUUUUGGUGGAAUAGGCGGCAAAUGCCAGUUCUUAGUUCUUAUAACAUUCACCUGCGUUCCAGUUUUACGCAGCAGACGCCUGUUUGUUGUGUAUUUAUUAUUUAUCGAAUAAAAAAAAAUUACGUGAUUGUAUGUACUUUUAACCUGCAUGAGUUCCAAAAUUAUUUAUGCAUGUAGUUAGUGCUUAGAACUUUUUAAUUUUUGUAAAGUAUUUAAAUAUGUUUAGUUAACUAUUGUGCAAUGAAUGAAAUUGUAUUUUCAAUUUAUUUUCCCAUAUUCAUUUGUCCGCAUAAAGUUAGCGUAUUAAAGGUACCAUUUAGAAAUAUUGUUUUAGUGGUAGGUAUUGUUUAUGUUAUAUUCGUCUCAGCAGAGUGGAAAACUUACUUUUGCAAAUCGAUGAAAUAAGUAUUUUGCCUAUAAUUUCCUUAUUUAUUACGUUCCUUGCUCAAUUUUAUAAAAGUACAUUUAAAAAUAUAUAAAUAAAAACAGUAAAUAUACCGCGGAAAGUUUCCUAACAAUGUUUUCUUUACAUAAUACCUUCUAAACGAUAUUCACAAAAUAUUUUGAAAAAUAGUAAUUUUGAUUAUUAAAUAUUUAAAGGCAGAGUACACCGAGGUUGUCGUUGGAAUAUUUAAAAAUAAAAAGUCUUUUUUUGUUCAAAAUACACAACAAUAAUAAACUAAUUGAUAGUUACACAUCAAAAACAUAAAGUAAAUAGAAUAUAAAAACUCCGGUAUUUCAGAGGGAUGUACUAUCCGCUUUCUUGCGUGCAGGUAUGUAUUACUUCCUUGAAGUGCAUACUUUGACUGCUCCGGUUUCUGUUAGUCAUAAGAACAAUUAAUGUACAUUUUUAAUUAAAAUUGAUAUUAGAAUAAAAUUGAAAGAAAAAUUGGUCUUAAUUCGGUUGCUCUCGUGCUCCCCAUAACAUUGUAUUAAAAACUUCCACGGUGUCUAAAUUAAACAACAAAAAUUUACACACUUGCAAGAAAAUUGUACAACGAACGAUAGGUAUAAAACAACAAAAUUAUGUUCAAAAUGCUUAUUAGCCCGUCACGCGUCUUAGAGACAUACGUGUCUCCAACUGCAGCUGCAGUUUCAACGUGCAGCUUUGUUUUCAUACACCAUUAAAAAAGAAUAUUAAAAUCAUCAGGGAUACCUCGUGUCUCUAAUACACAUGACGGGUUAACGAUACGGCAAUUUGGCUACAAUAUAUAAAAGUAUAGUCACGUGCAAAGAAAUAUGGAUAAAAAUAUUCAUAAGAAAUAUUCACUGAACUCAAAAUACUUUCAUAUUGUGCUGAAUAAAAAAUCCGUGUAGGCGCACGUUUAACGGGCAAAAUAACAGCAUUAACCAUUCAACAAACGUUCACGGAGAUUAUUUUAUUUCGCUUGAUGUAAUAUAAACCCAAACAACGGCACCUACUUAAUUUUAAUUUAUGUGCACGGUCAAGAACAACAAGCUUGAUACGUCAUUUGACACUAUGCUUCAUUUUUUAUUUUUAUGAUACUAAGCGAAGGGACGAGCAAGUCAUGCUCCAGGUAGUAAGCGACAUGCCUAUUCAUAAUGGUUGCAGUGCUACUCAG
This is a messenger RNA of Hyposmocoma kahamanoa, 7203 nucleotides long. RefSeq lists its product as uncharacterized. Lineage: Eukaryota; Metazoa; Arthropoda; Insecta; Lepidoptera; Cosmopterigidae. The record is from RefSeq and is a predicted model, not a curated record. Bases 306 to 4886 code for a protein of 1526 amino acids. The transcript is spliced from 3 exons.